CUCUACUGAUGCAUCGUGCUGGACACAGAGCGCGUUCCCAACGAAGACAGCGCCUUCACCUAUUCAUUCCACGCUUGGAGAUAUCACCACGUACGAAUGCUCUAUGCCACUCACGGACCCCAUUCGGACCCUGCCCGACUCGAAGCAAUUGUUCGUCGCGAGCUCGGCCCGUUAAUCGAAUUAAGAGACACCUCACCCCACAAAAUAGACGACUAUCUCGGAAGGGUGAUCGACUGUGCUAUCAAUGUGGACUUCCGUGUCCAUGCGAUGAAAGCGGCCGCUUCUUUCGAGAUGCGCGAACCGGAGACGCUGAAGCUUUCGGGCUUCGCCUACAAAGGUGACCCGAACGUCAUGGUCCGUUAUUAUGGGUCAGCCUGUGAUGAUGGCCUCCCCGUCCACUUCAUUAUUCGCCCACGCCUGCAAAUCUAUGGAGUCUUUGAUUGGGCCUAUUCCGUUAACCUGUUCCACCGCACUGAGCCCUUCUACGACGAUUACGACCAGCGCACCGUUGUACCUAUGGAGGUCGCCGUGGGAUUGUUUGACGCUGAGGAUCGGGAGCUUUGAGACGGCGGGGAAGAGGUUCAAAGUCAGGGCGGAUCUGUUCGUAUCGUUUCGCGGGUCAUGUAUGCUACUUUUGUUGUUUUAUCUUCACCGAGGAGCUGGCCGUUAUCGUCUUCACCGAGGAGUGCGCGAAGCC
This is a messenger RNA of Ilyonectria robusta, 697 nucleotides long. RefSeq lists its product as uncharacterized. The coding region runs from base 97 to 564 and encodes 155 amino acids. The transcript has a single exon. Lineage: Eukaryota; Fungi; Ascomycota; Sordariomycetes; Hypocreales; Nectriaceae. The record is from RefSeq and is a predicted model, not a curated record.